Paramecium octaurelia is the source of this 860-nucleotide messenger RNA. Lineage: Eukaryota; Ciliophora; Oligohymenophorea; Peniculida; Parameciidae. The record is from the annotation of a GenBank genome assembly.
UGAAUGAUGGGUUUUAUUAUAAUUCAUAAGUUACUCAUGUUGGUGAAUAUAAAAAUGGUAGAAAGAUUGGCAAAUGGGUUAUUAUAUAUAGGGGAUUAUAGAUGUAAAAUAAUAUUGUUCUAACUAUUAACUAACUUUAGUGGUGGUGGUACUUAUGAAAUUUUCUUUACAGAAGAUUCAAUUAAGACAGGGAAGUGGAUUGAGUUGAGCGAUGGAUUUAAUGAUGAUUAAUAAAUUACUUACGUCGGUGAAUACUCGAAUAACAAAAAAUUUGGAAAAUGGGAUAGUUUCUAUAGAUUUUAUCUAUUUGAAUGGAAAAAAAUAGCCAUGUAUAUAUUCAAUAAAUGUCAGUGGUGGAGGAUCAUAUGAUGAUAAUGUAUUAGGAGAUUCUGUUAAGUUUGGUGAAUGGGUUGAAUAAAGCGAAGGGUUUAACUGGAAUUCUUAUGUUACUUAUCAUGGCAUAUAUAAAAAUGGAAAGAAAUCUGGUGAAUGGAAAGCAUGUUGGAGAAGCUAUUUUGAAAAAUGGUCGUUUAAUGUGAUGUACAUAUUAUUGAAGUAAUUAUAGUGGAGAAGGAUCAUAUGAUGAUAGUGUAAAAGGAGAUUCGGUUAAGAUUGGUUGGUCGGAUGAGUAAAGUGAAGGUUAUUAGCGAACUUCUUAGGUCACAUAUCAAGGUGAUUAUAACAACGGUAUGAAAGUUGGUAAAUGGAAUAUAAAAUUCUAGGGAUCAAAUGUGUAAGAUUUUAUAAUCUAAACAUUCUUAUUUUAGUGGAGGUGGAUUUUAUGAUAAAUAAGGAUCUAUAAAAUGUGGAGAAUGGAUAGAGUUGAGUGAUAGAUUUGGUGUUUAUUCAUUCGUUACUUA